Messenger RNA from Desarmillaria tabescens, 1555 nucleotides. RefSeq lists its product as uncharacterized. Lineage: Eukaryota; Fungi; Basidiomycota; Agaricomycetes; Agaricales; Physalacriaceae. Bases 97 to 1197 code for a protein of 366 amino acids. The record is from RefSeq and is a predicted model, not a curated record. The transcript has 12 exons.
UGUCCCUCAGGCUCAUACAAAGCAGAAUUGGAGAAAAACAGUUCAAUUUUGACAAAAUCGUAAUGUGCGCGCCGGUCUUCUUAGGCUUUAGCAUCGAUGAUGUUUUUAUCUGUAUCUAUCAGGCACCCACAUAUCCUGUCUUUGAAGGCUAUGUCAUCUCGCAAUGCUUGUACACCCUUUAUAGUAUACGGUAUCAACGAACACCAAAGUCCUGAAUUAUUUACCGCUACGGCGAUUCUCUCUGGCAUUGAUUCGACAUUCGUAGCAGGAGCAACUCUGGUAUUCUGUACCAGUCGUUUGCUUUCGUUCUUGAAAACUGAUCAAUUUCACAGAUCUCUGGGAUUUCUGUACAAUAUUUAUAUCUUCAUGGAUGGUCCCAACAAAGCCGUUCUGUCGAUAAACACUUACUAUAGGUUGUCGAAUUCGACACCAUCAGACUUACUACCAAGUCAAAUGGCGCUUGACGCGUUAAAUUAUCUGUGUCUCAAGAUUUUCAACGGUGCCAACCAAUUAUUAUACAAGGAUUACCUUGUCCGUGAUGGCGGCAUGUCUAAACCUUCCGAUGACACCGUUACUGAAUCAUCGCUUGAAGUUAGUUCUAAGGAUGAUGAUCUAUCCUCUACCACCGGUGCUUCGAGUUCGGUGAAUGAUGCCAAGCUUUCACAGCCUCGCCGAGAGAUUAUAUGGCAGUCACUCAAUGAAUGCACCACCACCUUGAAAGACACUUCACAGCAGUUCAAAAAUGCUCUCAAAUCUCGAUCCCACUUCGUUUCAUUUGGAACAUGUCAGGGUUAUCGGCGAGAGGAGGUAACACUGACGCCAGUGGUUGCGGAUUGUCGAGUCAUCACAGAUACAACGCCUAUCCUCCAUGAGCAAUGUCCAAUUUGCGGAGAGAAAGUUGGGGAGGGUCCAUUUCGCUGCGUGUGGAAACGAUGCACCUGGUGCUUAGCAUGGGGACAUAGCCGUUGCAGGACGUCGAAGGACUUCCUUUGCAAGGACUGUGCGCCGAGUAUGAAUUUUCAGGGAUCAGGAAUGUCUCUGUGCCCACAAGCUCCAUGGUCGAUCGGCAAAUAUUGUUGGUACCAAUUCGUACAGAACGGGCGGCCUGUAAUCGCUCGCUACCAAUGUCUUGUCCUCCAUGACAGCACCAACAAAAAUCCCCCGUGGAGUAGCCCGCAAUUAUGGCGCCAGGUUUAACAUGCUCGCGGUGUUGUUAAGUCGAUUCCUUGCUUUACUUACUCCCUACAUUCAUCAUGCUUUUAAUAUCGCGCUUCGUAGAUUACUAAUUUUUUGAAUUUUUGUUCGUGUUGUUGUUUUCGCAAGGCUUUCAUUCUUAAGCCAUUUAUAUUCGAAUGUUUACUACAUUGCGAUGCAGGAACAGCCUAUUGUUUACAAUGCAUACUUCCAGAUCUAUCAUCUUCAAUGCAUAAUCCAGGUCCUAGCGCAACCAUUCUCUAUAGUCGGAUGCUAUCUCCCGGUUCUUGUCUACUAGGUCUCUCUCUAACCCUGGAUGUCUCUUCCUCAAAUUAGCAGAUCCAGCGAGGUUGUUUGUGUU